AUGGAAUAUCUUACGCGGCUGCUUCAACUAGGGGCUCAACAAAAAGAGUUUAGAUAUCACCCUCUGUGCAAAGGCCUUAAGAUCAUUAAUCUCUGCUUUGUUGAUGACUUAGUGAUCUUUUGCAAAGCUAAUAUCGGCUCAGUCCAGGUGGUUAAACAGGUUUUUGAGGAUUUCUGUAACAGCACAAGUCUGAAGGCUAACAUCAAUAAAUCUCAGGUGUUUUUUGGAGGGGUUUCGGCUGCUGUUAAGGACCAGCUUCUACAGAUAUUGCAGCUUGAAGAGGGAACUUUUCCUCUUAAGUAUAUGGGGAUUCCUAUGAGGCCAACAAAAUGGAAAAUGAUAGAUUGUGGUGAUAUUCUUAAAAAAAUUAAGCUUAGGCUUCACACCUGGGCUAGCAAACAUUUAUCAUAUGCAGGGCGAACUCAACUAAUCACAUCUGUUCUUCUGGGAUUGCGAAAUUAUUGGAUGAACAUCUUCUUGCUCCCUCAAAGAAUUGUUAAAGAGGUAGAUAAACUUUGCUUGUGGUUUCUGUGGGGCAACAAUGGUACCAGGAGUAAUUUUCAUCUCACCCCUUGGUCCACUGUCUGUUUGCCGAAAAGAUUUGGAGGUUUCGGUGAAGGAACUAAGUGGAACAAAGCAAUGCUAGCAAAAUAUAUAUGGGCUAUUAGUCAUCAACCAGAGACUCUUUGGGUGAAAUGGGUCAACACAGUAUAUUUAAAAGGCCAAAGUUUAUGGCAGUACCAACUUAAGGCAUAUACAAGUUGGUAUUGGAGAAAAAUCUGUCAUAUGCGUGAUGUGUUUUCUCAAAGGGAUAUUGAUGUAGCUGUUAGUCAUGGGAGAUUUAAAGUUGGUUUACUUUAUAUGAGAUGUAUACAUCAAGAUCCGAUCAAGUACCAUCCCCUUGUUUGGAAUAGGAUAAGUGUGCCAAAGCAUCGAUUUAUCACUUGGCAAGCGGUGAAUGGGAAGUUGUUAACUCGAGAUCAUUUGCACAGAGUGUUCAAGCAGCUUAAUUACCUCCUCUGCCCGAUUGAAGAUAUGAGAAGAGAUCUUAUAGCUGCGCUUGUGGCGGCUGUCUUCUCAGCAACAGUAUAUUACAUUUGGUAUAAUCGUAAUACUUGUUUUGUUAAUCACUUCUCUCAUAGAGUCAAUUGUAUAGUUGAUAUGAUCAAAAAAGAUAUUAGCUAUAGAAGUAGGUGCUUUAUACAAAAGAAAUUGACAGGAAAAUGGUGGGUUUUUGUGAGGAAAUUAUCAUUUGAGUAA
This is a messenger RNA of Humulus lupulus (European hop), 1260 nucleotides long. RefSeq lists its product as uncharacterized. The transcript has 2 exons. The record is from RefSeq and is a predicted model, not a curated record. Lineage: Eukaryota; Viridiplantae; Streptophyta; Magnoliopsida; Rosales; Cannabaceae. Bases 1 to 1260 code for a protein of 419 amino acids.